This is a messenger RNA of Linum tenue, 249 nucleotides long. NCBI's taxonomy places the organism in Eukaryota, Viridiplantae, Streptophyta, Magnoliopsida, Malpighiales, Linaceae. The record is from the annotation of a GenBank genome assembly.
CAACGUUUGAAACUUUGAGUUGGCCAUUUACUGUAGCCAAAAACACAUUUAAUGUGGAUAUACGUCAGCAGCUGCAUAAUUCACGAAUACAGCCGAAUGCCACAUUAUGGCAUUCCAGAAGAUCGUCAACGGCACAGGCCCAGGGUCAUGAAGCCGUUCAGCUAGCCGCUAUCAACAAUUAAGAGUUUCACAAGUAGGAGGAACCGUGAACAAGUGGGCUAUAUGGUUGCUAUCCCUGUAUUCUCUUUC